Physcomitrium patens is the source of this 7778-nucleotide messenger RNA. Its product is annotated as protein CELLULOSE SYNTHASE INTERACTIVE 1. Gene Ontology annotation, biological process: anisotropic cell growth; regulation of cellulose biosynthetic process. Gene Ontology annotation, molecular function: microtubule binding. NCBI's taxonomy places the organism in Eukaryota, Viridiplantae, Streptophyta, Bryopsida, Funariales, Funariaceae. The record is from RefSeq and is a predicted model, not a curated record. Gene Ontology annotation, cellular component: cellulose synthase complex.
UCGAUGGGCCGUCGGUGGAAUCCAAUCGCAGUUGAGGAUUACUCAUUCAUUCCCCUGUUAAGAUUCGAGUAUGUAAGUAAGUGAGUGAGUACCCACAGUUACAACAACUGCAUGGUCGCAGCUAUCGAUCUUCCCCAGGACACACACACUCUAACACACACUCUCACACACACACACACUAAUACUACCACAGUCUGUCUACCAACUCCGAACUGGGUGGGUGGCCCGCAUCCGCUCACUAUUCUCGCCGCUGCUGCGUCUCCGUCGUCGUUGAAUCGUCGCUCGUCAAGUCUCCGUCCAACGGGUCCGUUAAGAAAGGUGUAAAGUAUGUAAGCGUGGUUUUCGAUCGCUUCCGGUUCUGCUCUUAAGUCGGCUUGUUCAGGUGCAGAAUGCAUGCAAUGGACUAUGACAGGAGCGUGCGAUUGCGGGAGGUGGAAGGGAAGACUUGAGGGCGGGUCCAUAAUUGGGGUGCUGGGAAGUAGCGUGGAGUAUACAUGAGUGGGAGUGGGAGUGUGAGUGUGGUGAGGAGUGUCUGUUGUCUGGUUGUCUUAUCUGGGCCACUGUCCUCCUCGUCUCUGACACUCGCAGCCUGGCCGACUAGUAGACAUUUUUCUGGCAGGCAGACAGGAGAGGGGAGUGCUGGUUCUAUUGCAGACCCAGCUCAGGCGCCAUAGCGCCACUUCCUUGGGGGCAAGCCUGCAUACGGAGACGUAGAAGCUGAUUUGUUGGGGAGACGGGUCGUCGCCGGUUUUGUCCCACCCAGUUCGGUGUCCCGUGGGUUUUGGCAGGAGAUGGCACAGGCUGAGGAGCUGCGUUCGCAGACGCCGGAAACUCUCACGUCGGCCGAGGCUCCCCAGUCGGCACCAGUAAGCAAGGAGUUACCCGAGACCCCCGAGUCACUCGUAGCAAAUUUGCUGACAAGGCAAUGGAGCAACCUUUCAGACAUGGAGGAGGUGGAGUCAGGAGCUGCGAACUGCAAAAUUGAACAGAUCCUAGCAAUGUUGUCCGCACCGGCAUCAGCAGAGGAGGAGGAGGAGGAGGUCGUAUCUGAUGGGAUAGUGGCGAAAAUGUCGGAUUGCAUUGAACAACUUCGCUCAACGUCCACGUCGACAGAAGAGAAGGAGAUCACUUCUAGGAUUGUGUUCGAAUUGGCCGAUACCCAAGAGGCCGCUCGAGCGGCAGUUGGUUCUCACCCACAGGCUGUGCCUGCACUGGUUGGGCUGGUUCGAUCUGGAUCCUUGGUUGCUAGAGUGAAUGCUGCCGCAAUCCUGGGGGUGUUGUGCAAGGAAGAGGACCUGCGCGUAAAAGUGUUACUAGGGGGUUGCAUUCCACCUCUCCUGGCACUGCUGAAGUCCGAUUCUCCUGAGGCACAGACGGUGGCGGCUCGUGCCCUGAAUGCCGUGUCUCAGGGAGGUGCAAAGGAUCACGUUGGGUCGAAAAUCUUUUCCACGGAAGGGGUGGUUGUGAGCUUGUGGGAGCAGCUCCAGCCGAGACUUAGCCUGGACCCUUCUCUUCCUGGAUUGCUGACUGGAGCCCUUCGCAACCUGUGCAACAGCAGCGAAGGCUUUUGGCCUGCCACGCUGGAUGCUGGCGGUGUCGGUAUUCUGGUGAGGCUGCUGGCAUCUGGACAUGCGCAAACGGAGAGGAAUGCAGCGUCUCUGAUGGCGAGUCUGAUGUCAGCAGUUGAGGAUAGCGGUGAGCUGGUGCUGCACGCCGGAGCCAUGGGACCAUUGCUGCAGCUUUUAAGCGCCGAGGAUGUUUCAGUGCGAGCUGAAGCGGCCGGUGCUCUACAAGCUCUUUCUGCUAACAACUGGGAAUCUAGGUACGCUAUAAAAGCUGCUGGUGGGAUGGACAAGUUGAUCCGCGAAACGGUUGGCACCUCCAAGGGGGUGAUGCAAGAUAAGUUCAUCCAAGCUCUGCAGGAGAACGCUCUUGGUGCAUCUGCCAACAUACUUGGAGGUCUGCCUGCUCUGAUCGUGACUCUUGGCGAAAUUAUUAGCUCCAAGGGGCAGUCCGAAGUGAAGACAGCCGAAGCCAUCGGAGCAUUGGCGUAUGCACUCAAGGUUUUGGACGACAGUGACGAAUCAGUGGAAGCCGUACACCCUCUUCAUGUGGAGGAGGUUCUGAUGAAGCAUCUUGGGCACCACACUUCGGUGUUGAUUCAGGAGCGCACGAUUGGAGCUCUGAUGAGUCUGUAUGGCAAUGGGUACCUGGCACGGGGUUUAGAGCAUUCGGAAGGGAAGAAGAUGGUGGUUGGAUUGAUCAUGAUGGCCAGCGGUGAGAUGCAAGAGAGCCUGACGAUGUCUCUGAUGGACAUCUGUUGCGGGCACAGAGAUCUGUGGCAAGCGCUUCGUGGUCGGGACGGUGUGCAGCUUCUGAUAUCCUUGUUGGGCCAGUCUACGGAGCAGCAGCAGGAAUACGCAGCUUCGUUGCUGUCGAUCAUGACGCAAGAGAUAGAAGAGAGCAAAUGGGCCAUCACUGCAGCCGGAGGGAUCCCGCCACUGGUGCAACUUCUUGAGAGCGGUUCAGAGAAAGCGAUAGAGGAUUCGGCUGUUGUGCUUGGCAACCUGUGCAAUCACAGCGAAGAUAUUCGGGUGUGUGUGGAGACAGCAGAGGCCGUCCCUGCACUUUUGGGGUUGCUAAAGAAUGCUGGUUACAUGGGACAAGGGAUCGCAGCGAGAGCGCUGACACAACUGGUGCAGGAUUCGGAUGCGAGCACCAUUAGCAAUUUGACUGCAUUGCUAACCGAGGAGUUGCCAGUUUCGAAGGUCCACGUUCUUCACGUGGUGGGGUGCUUGCUCUCCGUGGCCUCCCAGGAGGAUAUUUUCCAGGAGGGCGCCCCGGCGUACGAGGCUCUGGAGACUUUGAUAGAGCUUCUGAGAAGCGGCAAAUGCGAGACCCAGGAGCACUCAGCUUCCGUUUUGGCAGAGAUCUUUGCUUGCAGGCCAGAUGUAUGCGAGAGCCCGGAUAUUGUGAAGGCGAUUCCUCCAUUGAUCAAGCUUGUGAGUGAAGCCAGCGAGCAGAUUGCGCUGCAGGCAGCGCGGGCACUAGGCGCUCUAUUCGGGUGCAUCAGGCAGAAUCAGAAGGUUGCGUCGGUGGGCAAGGAUGCCAUGUUGCCCUUGAUCAGUUUGGCUAGGUCUUCGAGCAUCAGUGUGGCGGAAGUUGCGACCACGGCUGUGGCGAACCUUAUGCUGGACGUGGAGAUAGCCGAAAAGGCACCUGCUGAGGAUAUCAUAUUACCCCUCACGCGAACGCUGCAGGAGGGCAGCUUAGAGGGCAAGGAGCAUGCCGCUGGAGCAGUUGCCCGGUUGCUUCGGUCUCAGCAUGUGAACGAUGUGAUGGUGGAGCGUGUGCAUCAGUGCGGCACUGUCCUGGCGCUGGUAUCUCUUCUUGCCGCUGGGAACUCGGAAGAGAGCUCGACGUCUGAAGCCCUUGAGGCUCUUGCAUCGUUGGCAAGGACAACGAGUAGAGGCGGUUCAUUCGGUCAUCCACUGUGGGCCGUCUUGGCAGAAGCCCCAUUCAGCAUGAGUCCUCUAGUAACGUGUCUUGCAGUGGGGGAGGCGACAGUGCAGGGGAAAGCCAUUGAGGUCCUGUCAAGGCUGUGUCGAGAUCAGCCAGUGGUUCUGGGCGAUCUGAUUGCCGACAAUCAGAAAUGCAUUGCAGCACUAGCGGAUCGCAUCAUUCAGUCGUCAAGCUUGGAGGUGAAGGUUGGAGGCACUGCGUUGCUGAUCUGUGCGGCAAAGGAGCACCGGCUUGUGACUAUGGUAGCUCUUCGUGAAGCUGGGUUCUCUGUGGAGCUUGUCCGAUCCUUAGUCGAUAUGAUAAGCUUCAAGUCUUUGGAAGAGACAGGGGAUGAACUUGGCACCUGUGAUAGUGAAGAGGAAGAUGUGACGUUCACUGUUGAUGAAAGUGGUGUAUCCAGGAGGAAGGAGAAAGCACAUGAUGGAGCGGAUGGGGGCGUAUUUUUGGAUUACGGGCCUGCGCAGAUAUCAGGAGGCACAGCUGCUCUGUGGUUGCUGUGUGUGAUUGCUUCAAUUGAUGGUCUGAGCAAGCUUGCAAUCACGGAAGCAGGUGCAAUCGAAGUUGUGACCGAGAAGCUUGCAAUAUUCGCACCCAAUGCUCGUGAGGCUGAAGUGGAGGACAAUGGGAGUACGUGGGUAAGUGCACUCCUGCUUGCGAUUUUGUUCUCUGACAGAGAUGUGACGCGGGCUCCUGCAAUAAUGCGAGCGAUACCAUCACUAGUUACCUUGUUGAAGUCGCAAGAGACAAUCGAUCGAUACUUUGCAGCUCAAGCUUUAGCCAGCCUGGUGUGCAAUGGCAACCGUGGCACCUUGCUGGCGGUGGCCAAUUCAGGGGCUGCAGGAGGUUUGAUUCAGAUGUUGGGCAUGUCAGCGUCGGAUAUCAGCAAGCUUGUUUCUCUGUCGAAGGAGUUUGGACUCCACGGCCAUCCCGAUGAGGUUGCACUGGAAUGGUUAUUCCGAGUGGACGACAUUCGGGUUGGGGCAACUGCUCGGAAGGCCAUCCCAAUGCUCGUGAAUUUGUUGAAGCCUCUUGCUGAUCGUCCAGGUGCUGCACCUCUUGCUCUUGGUCUGCUCACUCAGCUGGCCAACGACAACAACGUGAACAAACUUGCAAUGACAGAAGCUGGUGCUUUGGAUGGGUUAACCAAGUACUUGUCUAUCGGGCCAAAGGAUGUGAUCGAAGAAGCUACAGCAGAUCUUUUGAGGAUCCUUUUUACCUCUCCAGAGCUGCGCCGACACGAUUCUGCGGUGUGUGCUUUGGAACAGUUGGUUGCUGUUCUACGUUUCGGGAGUCGGGGCUCUCGUCUGAGUGCGGCCAGGGCAUUGCAGGAGCUGUUUGCCGCGGAGCACAUCAGAGUAGGGCAUGCAGCUGGACAAGCCAUCGCCCCGCUGGUGGAAAUGCUGAGCUCCGGAGUGGAAAAGGAGCAGCGCGUUGCUAUCAGUGCACUCAUCACGCUUUCGGAGGACAACCCUUCUAAGGUAUUGGCCAUCGCUGAUUCUGAGGCCAACGCCGUGGAGGGAGUGUGCAGGGUGCUGCUGUCGGACUGCUCGCUGGAACUGAAAGAGGAUGCUGCCAACCUUUGCCGAACGCUGGUCAACAACCCUCGAGUUCGGUCCACUCCGGAGGCAACCUGUUGCAUCUCUCCCUUGGUGGCACUGCUGGAUGUGGAUUCACCCUCUGCCCAAUACGCCGGCGCUUGUGCGCUGGACAAUCUGCUGGACGACGAGCAACAGGCUGAGGCUGUUGCUGCCAAUGGGGCCGUGAUGCCUCUGGUGGACCUAGUGGUUGGAACCAAUUUCAGUCUGCACGAGUCUGCAGUGAGUGGGCUCAUCAAGCUGGCGAAGGACCGUCCUUUAUGCAAGUUGGACAUGGUGAAAGGCGGCAUCAUUAACAACGUGCUGGACAUACUUCCGGAAGCUCCAGAUUCGCUGUGUGCACUGUGUGCGGAGCUGCUGCGCAUUCUGACGAACAACAGCAAUAUUGCCAAGGGAGUGGCGGCAGCCAAGGUUGUGGAGCCGCUUUUCUUUUCCUUGACUCGGUCGGAUUUGAGCACUUCCGGGCUGCACAGUGCAAUGCAAGUUUUGGUGAACAUUUUCGAAAAACCGCAGCGUCUGGCGAACCUGACUUUGACACCUAAUCAGGCCAUCGAGCCCCUCGUUCUGUUGCUGGAUUCCUCAUCCCAACCCGUCCAGCAGCUGGCUGCAGAGCUUCUGUCCCACCUUCUGGCGCUGGAGCAAUUCCAGCGUGACGUGUUUACGCAACAAGCGGUGGCUGCACUUGUGAGAUUGGUAGGGGUGGGAGUGCCGAGCCUGCAGAAAGAGGCGAUACGAGCAUUGGAGAGUGCGUCGAGCAGCUGGCCGAAUGCGAUCGCGGAUGCAGGGGGCAUCACUGAGCUCUCUGGUCUAUUGCUGCAGACGGAUCCACAGCCGCUUCACGCUCUGUGGGAGGCAGCAGCCCUGGUGCUGUCAAACGUGCUUCGGUUUAGUUCCCAAUACUACUUUAAGGUGCCUCUAGCAGUGCUGGUGAAGUUGUUGCGGUCCAGCAACGUGGCAAUAGUAGUGGUGGCGUUGAACGCCCUGAUUUUGCUGGAGAGGGAAGAUUCGUGCAGCGCUGAGGGCAUGGCCGAGGCAGGAGCCGUGGAAGCCUUGUUGGAGCUGCUGCGGUGCCACCAGUGUGAGGAAGCGGCAGCCCGUCUUUUGGAGGCUUUGUUCAACAACUUCAAGGUGCGGGAUGCGAAGGCGGCGAGGCUUGCAAUCUCGCCAUUAUCGCAGUAUUUGCUGGAUCCUCAGACGCGCACACAGCCGGCUCGCCUUCUGGCAGCUCUUGCUCUUGGUGACUUAUUUCAACACGAAGGCCUGUCCCGCAGCAGUGAUGCAGUUUCAGCCUGUCGAGCACUAGUCAACCUGCUGGAGGACCAGCCGACCGAGGAGAUGAAGGUAGUAUCGGUGUGCGCAUUGCAGAACGUGGUGGUCAGCAGCCGUGCGAACAAGCGAGCUGUCGCAGAGGCUGGGGGUGUUCAGGUGGUUCAGGAGCUUUUGGCGUCUAGCAACUCGGAGAGCGUAGGGCAAGCAGCUAUAUUGAUCGGGCAGUUGUUCGCAAAUCACACGAUACAAGAAUAUGCUUCCAGUGAAAUGAUCCUGGCUCUAGCAGCUGCCCUGGAGAAGGAUCUCUGGGCCACCGCCUCUGUGAAUGAAGACGUUGCAAGGGCAUUAACCGUGAUGCUGGGAAACUUCCCCCGACUGCGGUCGACUGACGAGGCCACGCAGAGCAUUGCACAGCUAGUGGGUGCUUUGAAGGCUGGAAACGAGGUAGCACAGGAAGCUGCGCUGGAUGGUCUGUUCCUGCUGCAGGAGGACUGGGCAGAUAGUCCCGCGGAAGUAGGGAAGGCGCAAGCCAUGGCCGCAGCCGAAGCGAUACCAAUUCUUCAGUACUUGGUUAGAGAGGGGCCGCCACGGUUCGUCGAGAAGGCUGAAAUUCUACUGCAAUGUUUACCUGGCAGCUUGGUGGUGACCGUGAAGCAAGGUCUUAACCUGAAGCAAUCCGUGGGGAGCACAAACGCCUUCUGCAAGUUGACACUUGGCAAUGGUCCCCCACGUCAGACAAAGGUUGUGAAUCAAAGCGUGUCUCCGCAGUGGAAGCAAGGUUUUGCAUGGGCGUAUGACUAUCCACCCAAAGGACAAAAGCUUCACAUCUCUUGUAGAAACAAGGGUGCUUUUGGCAAGGGUUCGUUAGGAAAGGUGACUAUUCAGAUAGACAGAGUUGUGAUGCAGGGAACCAUUAGUGGGCAGUAUACAUUGCAACCUGAGACGAACCGGGACGGAACGCCGAGAACUUUAGAAGUGGAGUUCCAAUGGUCCAACCGAUGAGAGCCUUGGUAUAAGUUAUAUGAUGAUGGGAAGUAGUUUGUGUAGUUUAGUUUCACAGUUUAGUUUAGUUUAGUUUGUGUAGAGUAUGGAAAGUCACCAGUGAUACAGAAGAAGGGACCCCACAUUAGUGGCUUUUGCUGCCGUGAACCAGAGUUCGUUAUCACCUAGAAGGCUCUCACGUGUAAUUACAUAUAAGGUCUGCUAGGAGGCACUUUGAGUAAAUCUCUAGUCUCUUUUAAAUCAAUUUGUAUUAUUUUGCAGCUCUUUAUAGUUGGGUAUUAAUAUUAAUUGUAGAAAAAAAUUGGUUCUAUUGUAGAGUUUUCUUCUAAAUUGUGUGAGAGUCUUUUUGUAAUUCAAAAUACAAAUGUGAAGCCAUCUUUGUCUAUGCCA